Molecule: messenger RNA, 1531 nt
Organism: Suillus paluster
Lineage: Eukaryota; Fungi; Basidiomycota; Agaricomycetes; Boletales; Suillaceae
Exons: 2
Coding region: 22-1500 (492 amino acids)
Source: RefSeq, a predicted model, not a curated record
UCGGGCUCGAGUCUCAAUCUGAUGCAUCCAGCUCUACUUAUUUCUGAAGUCCUCUUGGAUAUAUUCACGCAUGUGAAUAAAAUCCCAGGACCACCAAAUGGCAGGCAACUAUCCCUUGCAGCGCUUGCCAGGACAUGCAAAACUUUUCACGAGCCUGCGAUGGAUUUACUUUGGGCUCAGUUGAAUGGCAUAGAACCACUGCUAGGCUGUGUAACGAGGCUACACGCGAUGAUAUAUGGUCAUGUUGUAUGGUCUGACCUCAAACCAUUAUCUGAGCACGAGAUCAAUCUAUUUUUGCGUCACGCCGUCCGUGUGCGCUUGAUGCACAUAACAUCCCAUGUCCAUUUUCACCUUCUCUCAGUUCUGCCCAACGACACAUGCAUGUUCCCAAGAUUGCUGUCGUUAUCAACAAUUGCACGUCCAACUAAAUACUUGUAUCUCUUCCUGUCCCCCACGCUGCGUUGGUGUGUCCUACCGAACAUUCAUUUGGAUUUAGAAUUUAUUGUGACCCGCUGUGCUGGUUUGAGGCACUUAUCCAUCAGGAGCUUCGAUGAGAGCGCAUCAGAUAAAUUGUCACUUCUGUCCCGCAGUGUCCGUUUGUGCAGGCAGCUUGUAACUCUGUCCUGUCCGCCGCUCGACUUGGCAGCAUGGGAGCACCUCUCUAACCUCCCCACCCUGCUCGCCGUCGUGAUAACUAGGACGAUGAUCACUGUCCCUUGCCCAUUGGACCUCGUUAAUCUCAAUUUCGCAUCUUUCCUCAACCUCACGACUCUUUAUUUCUUUGUAAAAACGGCUGAAUAUCCUAUCGCAGUUAUGCAACACUCAGGAUUCCCCGCGCUGAAAAAGUUCGAGAUGGUUGUUCAUGCAUUCUCUUGGACAGAGGCUGAGCAGCUCUUUCGUGCACUGUCCCAGUGCAAAGCAUGCCAGACCCUUGAACACAUUUCCAUCGCCUCCUAUGAUCCAGACGUUCAGCAGCCCUCAGGCAACUCUUUCACAGCUGUUACACAUUUCCUUUGUUUCACGCAACUCCGUACCCUACGGCUCAUGCUUCGUCACUUCAUCUUCCUCAACAACGACCUCCUUUUGGAGGCCAUGUCAAGUUGGCCGCACAUCCGCUCGCUAGAGUUAGUGGACCGACAGAUGGCAUCUGCCGUUACAUUCCGCGGAUUGUUCACAGCACUCCGUCGAUGUCCCCACUUGCAUACACUGCAUUUAUUAUUGGACGCCCAGCAUAUCGAUAUCGAUCCUAAAGCCGAGUCAUUUCAACAUACUGCCCUACAAAUAUUGGACUUGACCUGGUCUCAUGUAGCUGAUGCUGAAGCUGUUGCUCGCAUCAUAUUCUCCAUGCUCCCCUGUGUUGACCGAGUUGCCCAAAUAGGCACCUGGUGCACCGGGUCGCGCCCCAAGGAGGAGUGGUACGAGGUGAAUAGGCAUCUGAAAUCUUUGAAAUCUUCUGCGGUUCUUGGCUGCCAUAUCACAGGAGAAGCCGCGAAGUCCUGAGCUAGUGUGGGAUACACUGAGGUCGGGGAAU